AUGAAUUUGUAUGAAUCGAAAUUCUCUGCUGGUGAAGACGAAGAGAGUAUAGAUUCAAACCAUAUAAUUUCUGAGAUAAACUUCAAUGAUAGCAUACAGAAAGAUGGCAACAAAAUUGUUAAUGGGAACAAUCCUUCAAUGAUGAAUGCUUAUUUUCAUCCGGAUACCAAUAGCAUCAAUUCAAUUGAAGAAAACAAUACUUUUACAAAUAGCAAUAGUGAAACUUCGACAGUUUACGGAAUGUCACCAAUGACAGCUCCUAGCAGCAGUAAUAACAAACAAACCAGAAAAAAGUGGAAAGAGGCUGAGGACAUUGCCUUUCUUACCGUAAUAUUAAACCAUUCCCUCUUAUUAACAUACGUAGAAUAUUUCAAACCAAUGAAAAAUUUCUGGUUAAAAAUAUCUAAAAUAUUACACGAGGAACAUAGGUACGAAAGAAAUGCUAGACAGUGCCAUGAUAGGUUCAAAGUUCUUUUUAGCAAGGCAACCAAACUAAAAGAAUCUUCAAUAAAGGGUGUAAAGUUUGCUGACUUACAAUAUUUACUUCUAAAACUUGUAAAUACAUUCCGCUUCCACAAUGGAAAUAUUGUACUAAGAUCGCAUUCAAAAUUGAGUUCAAAGUCAGUAAACAGUCCUGAUCAGUCGAAUCAUCAUAACGCUCAAGAUAAUAUUAAUCUAAAAAGCGAGUCACCAUACAACCUUAAUAAUCAUACUGAUAAUACUACUGAUUUUGCCCUUCAAAAUCCAUCCGAAAAUGGCUACGGCAAUAAUAACAAUACUGGUAAUAGAAGUAAUAGCAAUCUGUCAGAAUUUGUACACUAUUCUAGGUCCAUGCAACAAACAACGCCAAGUGGUGGAGAGUUGACUAAUUUGCCAAACGUAUGUACGUCAACAGAAACUGUUGAUUAUUCACAGAACCCGUUCAAAAGAAUACGAGAACCUAUUCAACGACGAAAUGAAGCGGCCCAAAGCCUCAAUGGAUUGCCAGAAAAUGAAAUACAAUAUAUGCAUAACAUGUACCAAUCAUUAUACAAUAUGGUCGGUAAUUUUAAAAAUCAAGUGGAUUCUUUGCAGGCACAGGUCAACUCUUUAACUUCAGAGUUAUAUUCAGUAAGAAGAGUACUGAACUCAUUGGACGACAAUACCCAAAGUCACAGAAAUAUACUACAAAACCUUUAUACUAUGGUUCAGUCUUCUGACGAGAACAAUAAGAAUAAUAAUAAUGGCCUUGACAGCGAUGAUCACAAAGAAAAACGUAUUGAGAAAUAA
Kazachstania africana CBS 2517 is the source of this 1269-nucleotide messenger RNA. RefSeq names its product Rpi1p (gene RPI1). Lineage: Eukaryota; Fungi; Ascomycota; Saccharomycetes; Saccharomycetales; Saccharomycetaceae. The transcript has a single exon. Bases 1 to 1269 code for a protein of 422 amino acids. The record is from RefSeq and is a predicted model, not a curated record.